Anolis carolinensis (green anole) is the source of this 457-nucleotide messenger RNA. Its product is annotated as three-finger toxin W-V-like. NCBI's taxonomy places the organism in Eukaryota, Metazoa, Chordata, Lepidosauria, Squamata, Anolidae. The transcript has 3 exons. Bases 107 to 418 code for a protein of 103 amino acids. The record is from RefSeq and is a predicted model, not a curated record.
CCCCUAUUUCUCUAGGAAGGCAGCGGUAUUACAUCAUCUGUUUCUUCUUGUCUUUGUGGACCUUUACCUCUCUUUCUUUUGUCACUUGGGUGAAGAAAACACUAAGAUGAAUGAAGUUCUUACUAUAGCCUUCUUUUCCCUAAUCUACCUUCAUACAGGAGGAGCACUUUCAUGCUGGGUAUGUAAAUUUGUUGCAAAAGAUGAUAGAUGCAAACAUCCUGAGAAGCUCUGUGAAUCAAGAGGGUUUGAUUUCUGCUACAAUCGGCUGAUUACUAAAGGAAAGACUAUUGUAAAGGUGGACCGAGGUUGCACUUCAGUGUGUCGUAAUACAAAGAAGAGUCAGGAGGACUUUGAAGAAAUAAUGGUGUGUUGUGUGAAAGACUAUUGUAAUUUUCACAACUUUUGGAUCAAUGAUUGAUCAAAUGAAUCAAUGAAUUAAAGAAUGAAUGCCUCUGUC